GGGGGUGGGCCGCGCCCGCCAUGCUGAUCACGCUGUGCUACCUCUACCUAUGGGCGCGCUGGGGGCCUUGCUCGGCCGCGCUCAUCCGGCGCACCGUGCGGCGCCUGCACCGCUCCCGCUGCUCCUUCACCUUCUGCUGCCGCUGCUGCCGCCGCGCCGCGCCGCCCGAGGAGCGCGUGUGCCUCAGGCUGGGGAACAAAGUCUUCUUCACGGACGAGGCGCAGCUCCUUGAUGAUUUAAACAGAUGGAGUCUACUUCUCAUUUCUCCUUUUAUUUAUCCUGAUAAAUUACUAGAAGCAGAACAUAUAGCUUUUGUGACAGAAAGCAUUUCAGCUCAGACAGAUAACUUGCAGAAAGUACCUGUCUCUUCAAAAGAGGUUGUGAAGUGGUCAGACUAUUGUUCACCAUUGGCCUAUAAAGCUGGGGAACCUUAUAAAUUAAUUGCUGAAGCAAGUGUAGAUAAUUUCAGUAACCUUGGAAUAGCAUUCAUGGAAGACAGGCUUCAAAUGGAUAACGGAAUGGUGCCACACAAGAUUGUUUCUGUCCAUUUACAGGAAUCUACUCUGAAGGAGUUGACGCAGGUGGCACCGUCUGUAAAAGAGAUGAGUAGAAACAGUACACAGAUGAAUAAAGCAACUCCUACUGCUACUCGCGGGACUACUGCUAAAUCAAAGUUAGGAGUAGCUGAGUCUGUAGGACAAGGUGAUCCAGAGGCAGAAGAGAAAUCCAAGCUAGAGGAAGAAAGCAAGUAUGAAGAUGAAUCCAACAGCCUAUCUGACAAAGAGGCAGGCUUUGGAGAGCAUCAUCACUUGCAUCUUUCCAGCUGUCACGAAUGUCUGCAACUUGAAAACAGCACUAUUGAAUCUGUCAGAUUUGCCUCUGCGGAAGACAUUCCAGAACUUUCUGACCAUUGCAAUAGCAAACUGGAAGAGAAUGGUGGUGAUUGUCUGGCAACAGGAAUAAAGAGAGUAAACCUUGCUGGAAAGCCCCCUAAUGUGUUGAUUUAUGUUGGUUCUGAAACUGCAAAAGUGGAAUUUGACCCAGUAAAAUCAAUCCUCCUGGAAUGCAUCGAUGCAGACAACUACACCAUCUACCAGCUGCAUGAGGAACAAGUUCUGAAAGCUCCAUGGAUUGAUAAUGCACUGCUGUUGAUCAUUGCCACAGAGGAGCCUAUUUCUGAUGAGAACCAAGAACAGUUUAUGAAGUUUUUAUCUAAGGGUGGAAAGAUUCUAGGGUUUUCUUCCUCGUUUACAUUUGGUGGUAUACAAAUAAAGAGAAAAGACAAACUGAAGAAGACUGUUCAUGAAUUAGUUGUCUCUAAAACUGACAGCACUGAAGUGAAGUUAAACCUUUUGAUCAGUGGCUGUAUUUUUGAAGAAGUAAGGAAGGAAAGUAACAGCAAAGUGAAGCCAUUGAGUCAUUUAAAUAAUGCUGAUAAAGAUAUAGUUAUUGUUCAUCUGCCUUAUGGAGACAACGGAGGAGAAGCCAUUCUUUCUCAGGUGCACUUGGAACUGGAUAUCAAUUCUGUGGAUUUCCAAACUGAAGAGGAUUUUAAUUUGCUGAAGAUGAGCAAUACCAAGAGAUAUGAAGUUCUCAAGGAGAUCCUGGUAUCACUUGGCCUGAGUUGUGAAUUAAGUGAAAUUCCUCCUUUAACGCCUAUUUACCUUCUCUCUUCUGAUGAGGAAAUCCAUCUUACAUUCCUGAAAUGGCUUGAGGAAAAUGUAAAUGCUGAAGGAGUAAUAGAAUCCAGCAAAGUGUCUCUUAAAUUUGUUUCAUCUUGUGAAUCAAAAAUGGAGACAACUCUGUCUCUGAUGUCAGUCAUCACUGAGAUGGGAAACUUCUCAUCAGAACAUUUCAGCCUGGAGAUGUAUCAACAGAAUCUGCAAACAAAGAAGUUUGGAAAGAUUCUUCUCUUUACUGAAGUUACCACCACAACGAUGAAUCUUCUAGAUGGGUUAAUGUUCAAGUUGCCUGAGGAGAUGGGUUUAAUAGCAAUUGCUGUUCGACAAACACAAGGGAAAGGUCGUGGUGGAAAUGUUUGGCUCAGUCCCAUGGGUUGUGCACUAUCCACUUUACAUAUUACAGUUCCUCUACAUUCCAACUUGGGCCAGAGAAUUCCUUUUAUUCAACACCUAGUGUCCUUGGCAAUGGUAGAGUCAGUUAGAUCAAUACCAGGAUAUGAGGACAUUGAACUGCGAGUAAAAUGGCCAAAUGAUAUUUAUUACAGUGAUCUUAUGAAGCUUGGUGGAGUUCUGGUAACCUCUACACUUAUUGAAACAACAUUUCAUAUACUUAUUGGCUUUGGAUUUAAUGUGAAUAACAGCAACCCCACCAUAUGCAUCAAUGACCUCAUCACAAAAUUUAAUAAGGAAGAGGGGACAAAACUUAAGCCUUUAACUGCAGACUGCCUUAUUGCAAGAACUGUAACUGUGCUAGAGAGGCUUAUAGAUAUUUUUCAGGAGAAAGGGCCCAACGGAGUUCUUCCCCGUUACUACAAGUACUGGAUACACAGUGGUAAGCAAGUCCAUCUCUACAAUGAGGAGGGCCCAAUUGCAUGGAUAGUUGGGAUAGAUGAUUAUGGAUUCCUUCAAGUUCAUGAAGAAGGCAAAGGUGUAGAGUCUGUGCAUCCAGACGGCAACUCUUUUGACAUGCUGAGAAACCUCAUAAUCCCAAAGCAUUAAUAGUCCUCAGAGCUCACAAUGCAAAAGGAGGCUCUUUACUAUUCAACACCAAGCAGCUAAACUUGCUUAAAGGUGGGAGGGUGGUUGAUGGCUUGGUUGUUUUGUUUUUUUUUUCUUCCAAUUUCUAACAUCUUUGUUCUUUGAGAUGGAUAACUUCAAGAGUUUAAGAAGAAGUAAUUAUCUUUUGCUAAAGUUCUGUUGCAUUAACUUAAAAACACAUCUAUGUUGCCAUUCUUUAUAAGCACCUAUUCUUUAAACGGACCCUGAUUUCAAAGGAGUACUUUGUAAUGAACAGAACUUUUUCUUCGAUUACACACUGUAUUUGGCUAAAUCUUUUGGUUUCAGAAGGGGUGUUUUCAUUGUGCUUAGCGCUAUAGUACAGUACAAGAUUUACAUAUUUACCAUGUUUUUAUUACCUAGAUUCAGUUUUUUUUGUUGUCUGCAAUGGAAUCAUCUAGAAGAGCUCAUCAUAUAUUUCUGUAUUAGUGGGCUUACCACUGUGCUUAGCUUCAGGUCUAAGUAGAACCUUGCCGUCUUGGUUCUUCUCCAUAUGGACCUGUACAACAGUUUACAUACUGUGCUUUGGUCUCAAGUCUGCAACUCUGUCAUGGCUGCCUUGAGUUUUUGGAGAGUUUUCCAUCAGCUCGUAAGAACUGUGGUUGGUUAUACCAAUGUAUUUUUGCUUUUCAUACUCAGUUGGAUCUAAGCAAAUCAUCUCAUAUCUCUGUUAAAUUAUAGUCUUCUGAGAGGUUUUAGCCCUAUAAGAAUAGUCCACUGGAGGUCAUGACGGGUGUAGCACCUAGUUGAAAAGCUCUUAUCUGGUUUAUCGUAGGAUUCCAUUCUAGGGGAUGGAAGUCUAAACAGUUUAGAGUUUAAUAGUAAUUCCACUGUAAUAGUAAUGAAGUUAAGAGAAUAAGUAAGAGAAAAUGCCCCACUCUUUAAGAUCCCUGCCGUAAACAGUUACUACAGUGAAAACAAGAAAACACGCAGUUACCUGUGUCCAAAUUCUCUUCCAUCAUUUCUGGUUUCACCCCUCCUUUCCCAAAGUAGGGCAUCUGGUUUUGCUGUUAACCACUGAGAACAAGAGGUUUAACAUCUGCUGACCUGGAAAUAACUUGCUUUUGGGGCUGGCUGCACAGUGUUAGUGUGGUCAUGUUUGGAAAACAUCGUGAGGUAGGCAUGUGGGAUCUUCUGUGUGAUAAGCAGCUUGUUGGGUUUUCUCCUGUGCAAGAUGAAUUUGUACCAGGAGGCUGGCCACCAGAGCACUUCAAAUGGUUCUCUACAAACAAAAAGUUUAUCAUAGGUGUGAUGUGGCCAGCUUCAUUUCCUCAAGUAGGCAGCACUGCUUAUUAUGUUACCUGGUCCCUACUAAAGGUGGAUAAGCCAAAUUGGUUUCCACAAAGCACUUCUGUCUACUAGCCAGAAAUGUUUUUUUUUUUUUUUUUUUUUGGUUAAAGUUCACCUCAUAAACAAUCUGAACAUGUUAGUAGAUUGUUUCAGUUACAAAGCCAAGAAGUCUUAAAGCAAGGAAGCUAGUCUGUAAUGGUAAUUUAGAGUAAUCCUCACAUAUUAGGUUUUAGGUGGUUUGGCAGCAAGUGCUAAAAAUUAAGUUGUCCCUCUUACAUUUAGGACUUUUAGCUCCAUAUCACAGUAUAUUAGUGUGUGUGCCUGGUUGUCUGUCCUCUGCUGUUUUGUUUUCCCUUGUGAUCUGCAUCAUAUGAGACUGCACACCAAUAUUUCAUAGAACUGUACAGUGGAGUGUAGACAGCUGUUAAUUGGCUUAGUUAAAAUGAUACACAUGAACACCAAUUUUUACAUUUUCCCACCAGAUACUUCAAAGCUGCUUUGGGCUGUUAAUUUUUGGCAGCUACCUUUAUUUCAGAACCAAAUAUUGAUGUAUAUUAUAAUUGAAUGAAAUUUGAGUCUGAGUUAAUAAAGUUUAAAUAAAAAAGAGCCCAUUUAUAUAUACAUAUAUAUAGCGUGUUUGUGGUUGUGUGUGUGUGUAUGUACACAUCUUUGUGCAUCUUCACUUCUUUUUUAUCUUUUCCUUCAAGUAGCUCAUAAACAUUGCAUGCUGCUGCUGGUCAGCUGUGGAAAGCAAAAUUCUGGUACUGUUUUUUUCAACCACAGAGUUUUACAAAACUUUAGAUCUGUAUCUCAAUAUGAAAUUUGUAGCUAAAACACUAUCUCUGUUUUGGUACAGUAGACUAUGCCAAUAGGAAACAUUGUUGAUAUCACUCAUAUUCCAGAUACACUGAUGAGUGCCUGUAGAGAUUCCUUUUAAUGAUUAGGCUGGGCAUCAGGUUUUGACUUGAAUUGCUUCCUUAAAACAUGCUCUCCCUACGCUAGGGACGAGUACUGUAUAAGAAUGAUGGGAAAAAAUGAUAAAACAUGUUCCUGUUGGAAGGACAUAGUGGAGUACCUGCAAAAUUUCACUUCACUAAGCUGUCACAGUGAGCAGAAGGCAGAUGUAUUUUUUAAUAGUAAAACGCUGCAAUAUUUCAUGGUUGCUAUCAUUCCAUUUUGGAUUUCUUCAUAGUCUUUUUUAAUGAAAAGCAUGUUUUAUUCUUGCUUUGAGUUGUAAGAUUAUUCUGAAAAGGUUUGCAUUGAAACUUAGCACUGAACUUCCUUUCUAUAAAUAAGAACUAAUCAAGUGUGGAUUUGUCAGAGCAUAGGUAGAUGGUGUGGGAAUACCACUUUGCCUCAACUUUUUAGUGGCCUCUUCCUGUGUGUUUAAAACUACCUUCUGUCGUGUGGAAACAGCCUGGAGUUGAAUAAAGCAUUUGUUACAGACUUGACCUUUCCUUCAGAAGAACCAAAGAACUUCACAAAGAAAAUUCAUGUUGUAUACAGAGCAGUGGAAUCAGGUCAUUCUGGCUAGCAGCUGUUACUGUCAAGAACGCCAGUGAACCUUCCUAUACCGCACUAAUCUUAAGGUAUUUGGGGAGCACAGCCAGUAAUCUUAUUCUUUUUAUGGCAAACUUGGCACACCCAGAAAACCACAACAUUUUUGUAUUUUUGUUAUUGUUCUUUACAUAAGACAGACAAAUGUGGUGUAGUGUGGUCUCUGAACAUAGGUAUGUAGAGAAUCAGACAUCUCCAGACCCAGAAGUAAUGCACUGAAAAUGUUUAAUUUUAUUAAAUGUCUAGAUUAGUAAACCACUCAUUUCAUUGUGAGGCUGAUGUCAUAUCUUAAACUAUUUUCUUGAUGAAGUGCUUUCAAAAACAUUUAUUAUGGUGUCCAUAUUUCUGUGACUUAAUUUUUUUCUCCAAGACUGUUAUAACGUUUCUUGAAUUACACAUUGUGCAAAUAUCUAUAGAGAUUGUUUAUUGAUCAGAAAACUUCUGCAGAGCAAGCAGAGUGUGUUGGCACGUCUGUGUUCAGAAAGAGUAAGCAGGUUGUGUCCAGACAGAACCAAUGCUGUUUCCAAAGAUUUGAAAUAGUAAUAAUGUACUUAACAUUUAAGAGUUCAAGCAGUACAUCUCACUUCUAUUAAAAUGUUUUAUAAGACUUCAGAGUGUUGUUAAAAUCUAUCCAGCAAAUAUAAUAUACUUCAAGGGCUAUUAUCUAGAAAUAAUAUUAAAGUAUUUAAUUCUUUAUGCUGCUGUUUAAUUGUGCAACUGUUGGGGGGGGGGUUAAUUAUUUUUUUGCUUUUUCUGAUCCAGCUACAAGACCUCAGCAGUCUAAAAAAUUACUCUCUGUAACUACUUUGUAAUAUGCAAUAGCUACAUCAAUUUUUUCUGAAGUACAGCUUAGUAGGUGUUGGGAAAAAUAUUUGUGCUGCUAACAGUUGAUUCAUUCCUGGGGGAAGCUGGCUUGAUAAAAGCAUUUGCAUGCAUAAGUUACAGUAGUGAUGCACAGCAAUGACCAGACACCAAAGAAAUUAAAUCUGGACUGAAGUAAGAACAGAGGUCAAAAAAUGGUGGCAUGCAGCAGAGUAUCAUCAUGUAGCAAACAACUGAGAAAAAAGAACUGCAGGGAGGAAUUGUAAACUGAUGCUGUAUUUGAAUAUCUUGCAUUAGGGUGUUUCAUUAGUGAUUCUGUGUUAUUUUCCAUUCUCCAAGACUCUCCCUUUAAAAUGUAAUGUGACUUAAACAGAAUACAUAAUUCCUUGUAUUUUAUGAUACACUAACUGUCAAAUAUAGUGUCAUAAUUGAAAUAAAUUUUCAAAUAUACAGUGUUAUUCUUUGUGAAAUCUUGUGUUUUGUAGUAAAAAAAAAUCAAACUCACUUUUCCUUUGGCUACAGGACUUUAUUAUCAUUUUAACAGUUCUGUUUUACAUAAUAAAUAAGCAAAAAUGCUUUACAUUUUUAGGGAAUACAUAUAUAAUUCUGAGCAUUAAUAGGUUGUUUGUUUUGCGUGCUUUUUCACCUACAUUUGCCAAAUAGCUCAUAUCUGCAUCAUAUAUAUAUUAAAAAAAAAAGCAAAAUCUAAUGUUCAGGAAAAAAUGAAAUUAAAUUUUCUCUGUGUUGCUUUUGAAGUAUGACUGAAAUGUUGAAAAAAUGCUUGGUGUGGUGUUUUGUGAUUUUUAGAGAAAUGCUAAUAUCUGACAGGUAUCCCAUUCAUAAAGAUAGCAUUUCCACGUUAUCUCAGUGAUCUAUUAUCAGAUUUUACACCUAUAGUCCACUGUGCUUAAUUUAAUUAAAUUACUUAAAUGCCCUUUUGUAAUUACAUGGUUGUAACCUGGAGAGAAGUCUGUUCCCUUACCACCUUAUUUACAUUUCACUGUUUCUAUUAAUAGGAUAAAAACUUUUGAGACAUCAAUAUGGGAUUAACAUUUCCAACUUUAUAUUUAGGUAAAUCAUUACCCCUCUCACACUCUUUCUCUCUUUCAUACUGCAUAGACUUUACUUGCUAGGCCUGACCUCCCCCAAGAUUUUAAAUCCCAUCAAGUUGCAUGAUAAAGGUAUCUAUGAUAAAGAUAUCUAUACUGGCUCGAGUAAGUAUGAUGGAGAGAACUUAGGUUAUUUUUCAUAAUAUAAUGCAAUUCACACUCCACUUACAUGACAUAAUUUUUUCCAAUUAUUAAAAACAUUGCCACUGUCAAUGGCUGUACCACAUUCUACAGUAAUAGCAUACUAUAAACAUCUGUAGUUUAACUGACUAAAAGUCGAUGCUUGAACUCGUAUUUUUCUCUCAGUAUAAUGUACUCACAUUCCAGAUGUGAAUAUGCAAU
Molecule: messenger RNA, 7858 nt
Organism: Cygnus atratus (black swan)
Lineage: Eukaryota; Metazoa; Chordata; Aves; Anseriformes; Anatidae
Gene: HLCS
Product: holocarboxylase synthetase
Exons: 11
Coding region: 21-2681 (886 amino acids)
Biological process (GO): protein modification process
Cellular component (GO): cytoplasm
Molecular function (GO): biotin--[biotin carboxyl-carrier protein] ligase activity
Source: RefSeq, a predicted model, not a curated record